CCCGUUUCCCUCAGCGGUUCCUCAGAGAGCGGCUGGCGGUUUGUGUGUCGGCGCCGGCGGGCCGCUCCUUCUUGUGUGCCUCUCGCUGUCUUCCUCCUCCACACACAGACACGGACAGCCGGAGCCGGGCAAGGGGAGGGUGGAGUCCAGCCCCUUGUCGCCUUUCCUCUCCUCUUCCCUCCCUCUUAUUUCCCCCUCCUUCUUCAUCCCCACUCCCCUCCUCUUCCUCCUCCUCCCCUCACGGACAACAACAUGGCGGCGGUGUCGGGGGCAGCGGCGGGCAGCUGUGCCAGCCUCGCCGGGGGCCCGGAGAUGGUGCGAGGGCAGAUCUUCGACGUGGGGCCUCGCUACACCAACCUCUCCUACAUCGGGGAAGGGGCUUACGGGAUGGUCUGUUCAGCACAUGACAAUGUGAAUAAAGUUCGGGUGGCCAUAAAGAAAAUCAGUCCUUUUGAACACCAGACUUACUGCCAGAGAACUCUUAGAGAGAUCAAAAUCUUACUGCGCUUCAAACAUGAAAAUAUUAUUGGGAUCAAUGACAUUAUCAGAGCUCCAACAACUGAACAGAUGAAAGAUGUAUACAUUGUGCAAGAUCUAAUGGAGACAGACCUUUACAAGCUCUUAAAGACUCAACAUCUCAGCAAUGACCACAUCUGUUAUUUCCUUUACCAGAUCCUGAGAGGAUUAAAAUAUAUCCAUUCAGCCAAUGUGCUGCAUCGUGACCUCAAACCUUCCAAUUUGCUGCUAAACACCACUUGUGAUCUCAAGAUCUGUGACUUUGGACUGGCUCGCGUUGCAGAUCCAGAUCAUGAUCAUACUGGGUUCCUGACAGAAUAUGUAGCUACGCGUUGGUACAGAGCUCCUGAAAUCAUGUUGAAUUCUAAAGGUUAUACCAAAUCUAUUGAUAUCUGGUCUGUAGGCUGUAUUUUGGCAGAGAUGCUAUCAAACAGACCCAUCUUUCCAGGAAAACACUAUCUUGAUCAGCUGAACCACAUCCUUGGAAUACUUGGAUCUCCUUCUCAAGAAGACUUGAACUGCAUAAUCAAUUUGAAAGCCAGAAACUAUUUGCUUUCUCUUCCGUACAAAAACAAGGUGCCAUGGAACAGGCUGUUUCCAAAUGCUGACCCCAAAGCUCUUGAUUUGUUGGAUAAAAUGUUGACCUUCAACCCUCAUAAAAGAAUUGAAGUGGAAGAAGCUUUGGCGCAUCCAUAUCUAGAGCAGUAUUAUGAUCCAAGCGAUGAGCCUGUAGCUGAAGCACCCUUCAAGUUUGACAUGGAGCUGGAUGACUUACCAAAGGAAAAACUGAAAGAACUGAUUUUUGAGGAAACUGCUAGAUUCCAGCCAGGAUACAGAUCCUAAAUGACAUACAGGAAAAAGGAGUUCAAGGGCUGGACAUACUCCACAUAGAUGUUAUCUUCCUGGUUCUUUAUCUAUGGUCAUGCCUUGUGGCCUAUUUCAGCUUAUCCACUAACCACUUCAAGCCAUUCAGGAGAACCAUUUCUGGUAGUCCUGGCUUUUAUGCUUUCAAUGGAUUCUUUAUUUAUGCCUGAAAAAAUUGUCACUGAUAUUUCUGUGCGUAAUGUCCAUCACUGACCUUUAUGCAGUACUGUACUUCCAUAUGCACCUACUGCUGACAAUACUGCUUCCUUUUCUGUUUUGAAAGAUGCAGUGUUUCAUCCCCAGAUUUUAACCUAGAAGGUGGCAGACAAAGAUUUCUACAUCAUGAACUGUUUUAUUUUCUAGAUUUAAAUUUUGUUAGUAGCAUUUUUAUUUUUUAAAGAAAAAGCUACGAUUUAGGGCACUUUAAGUCAGUGGCAUCCUCCACUCUUUUGCACUUGGUAAAUGGCAUUUCCGUGCGCUGUUCUGGUUUGCCAGAAGCGGCUUAGUUAUGCUGGCCACAUGGCCUGGAAGCUGUACGCCAGCUCCCUCGGCCAGUAAAGCAAGCUGAGCGCCGCAACCCCAGAGUCGUCCGCGACUGGACCUAAUAGUCAGGGGUCCCUUUACCCUUUACCUUUAAGCAGUAGUGGUUACUAACACACACAGUGCAGAUGGACUGAGUGACAGCAUAGGCUACAUUAAUAUUAAAAUCAUGUGCUUGCUCUGAUUUCUUCUACACAUGUAAAUUAUUUAUUGCAGGGCAUUUUACUAGGACAUCCAGAAAUCUUGCUUUGUUAACCAAACCUUAAUAAUGGGCGGGGGGGCCAUUCUGUCACCUCUUUCAGCAGUCCUAGGUACGUCAACAAUUUUCAAUUUGAAUGGUACUCCCAAAGCAUUUACUGUCCUAUUUGAAAGAUAUGCAUAUCCUAAGCAUGUUUACUCAGAAGCAAAUCUCAGUGAGUUCAGUAGGACGAGUAGGUAUUCCUAGGAUGAUAGCCUUGCAAACAGAAAGUAGCAGCUCAAUAGCAGUGAGAGAGUAAUUUAGAUAACCAAAUUUCAUCCUCAGUAGUUUUCUGUUGUGGAAAGGCACCAUGUGGUAUUCAUUAGUGAGUGGAUAUAUUCAUAUGAAUAUGUGAACUCAGUCUACAUAUUAAAUACCAGUGAAACACUUCAGGUAUCUUUACAAUCUUUGAAUUUACACGGAGGGCUCUGACAAUGGAACACUGCAUCUUUGAAUAAGAAAUUUAGAAUUUACCUUGCUGUAAUCUUCCCUGUGGUGAUAGGCUCUCAAAUCCUUUGAUUUGAUCUACUGCUCAGUUAAAUUGUUUAUUGAUAAUGCUGAUUUAGGGCCACCAAACGAAGCUAUCACUAAAUCAUGUUUCGUUGAACACCUUACCUUUUUUAAUGAUAGCUCUUUAAGUAUUUGUUUCUGAAACUGUGUCAUGUGGAGUUUACUAGGUGUAAUGUUCCAGUGCAGUGCCUCCUUUACUUUCCCCACUGCUCUGUGGUGAGAAAUUUGCCUUGUUUAAGAUAAUUACUGUGCCCUCGCAUGACUGUUACAAGCUUUCUGUGCAAAGAUGAUUGUCUAAGUGCCACAUGCCUACAAUUGAAAAAGUUACCUCCGAGUUGUGUUGAAUUAAAUUCUAUCCAGCAAAUAACUUAGGAAAAAAAUAGUUUUGUUUUAGCUGUUUUUUCUCUGCUCUGUUGUGUUUUGGAAGCAGUGAAGAAUAGACUGUAUAAAGAACGCUUACUAAUGCGAACAAAGACGCACUUGUAAUUAAUCAAAAAUAAAUUUUAAUCUUGUAUCUUUACAUUAACCUUUCAAAUAAUUUUAUUUGCUCUUUGGUAAAGCAUUUAAAUGGGAAUCUGACGUCUGUUGUAUUAAAGGACACUUGCUGGUGAUAGCACUAAUUUUAUCUGCAGUAUAAUUUAGAAAGCAUUAACCUAGACUUUUGGCCCUAUCAUUUUACAUAUUUACUGAGAUUGACAGAACAACUCCCAAGUAAUGAUACAUAGGAUGGUUCCAGGCCCCAGCCACCUCAAGUUAGUGAUAACCAAAUCCCAUUGAAAGUAUUGGGACACUGGUUAGUCACACCUAAACUAGUUUUGAUUGGUUCCAAUGGGGCAUGCUGCACAAUCCUAAGCAUGUUUACUUGUCUCAUUGAGACUUAAGCUGCAAUCCUGUGCACACUUACCUGGGAGUAAGUCCCAUUGAACUCGAUGAGGUUUACGUCUGAGUAAAUGACUUUAGGAUUGCAGCUACAGGCACUUUAGCAGAAUUCGGGGCCCAGUAUAAAAGGGUGCUUAUAGGAUCCAAAAUCCAAAUAUUUUCUUAAUGAAUAAUUUAGGAAUUUGUUUAAGCAGACUAACUUUUAGUAAACACAAGUUUGUCUUCAAAGGGCAUUUUCUAUUAACUCUUAUGGUCCAUAGUACUACUACUUUGUAAACCACGAAUAGGGGACAUAGUUGGGAAAACUGCGAAGAUGUCAAUUUUGUUAGGAUUCUACACUUCGCUGUUUGUACUCAGGUGGAAACGUUUCUUGGACUUUUACAAAUCAUAUCUUAGCCAAAGGCCUGCACCUCAUUCAGUUGAAAUAUAGCCCUAGGCUCUGCAUGUACGAUCAUUACAGAAUUAACUUGGUGAGUUUUGACUGUUAGAAAAGCUCUACUGAAAUAACACCACUGUUUUAUUAGAGCUUUGCCAGCUUUUCAUUUACUCCUUGCAGUUAUGCUUUGGAGAUUUAACUUUAGUAGGAUGAACAUUACCUUGGAUUUACAACUCUACAAAAGAAGCCAUGGGCACUAUUUACUAAUAUCUGGUGCUUUGAGGCAUUACUUCUGUCUGCUUUUAAAACAGAUUGACUUGAAAGCAUUAAUUGCAGACAUCAAAUGUUUUAAGGCGUGAAAUUCCACCUUGAGCAUAAAAGCAGGAUUUUCAACAGGAAAUAUUUUUAAGAUGAAUGCCUAUACCAAUGUGUUUUUAUUACCUGUCUAUUUCUGCAUGACUAUCCCAGGAAUUCCUACUAAAGUGAUUGAGAACAUGAGGUCAUGUUACCAAUAUAGUAUGCAGUUAUACGGAAGUUUGUUCAGGGAUCUUUGGUGUAAGAAAUGCAUAUUUUGGAUUUGAUGUGAGUUGAGUGCAGAUUGUGCAUAUUCACCGGUCACUAUAUUAAAUCCUUUGGAUAACUUCAUAUUCAGCUUGGAGACUAUGCAUAUUGAUCAGGCAAUAUAUACACUAUUCAUUCCGUCAGUUUGUGCACAUUCUCCGUUCAGCUCCUGUUAGCUGCAACAUAUGCAAGCUGCCAAACAUUCCAGUCUUCGGCUAGUAAGACCCUGCAAUUCACAGUGGUAUAAUGCAACAAAAUUAUGUUUCCUGGCUGUGAUUGAUUGAACUUUUGCUUUCUGAGGCCUAUUCCCCCCCCCCAAAAAAAAGCCAUACAUGUGUGCCAUACAUGGGAAGCCUCAUAAUGUGUGUUUUAAUUGGUAACUGCAUUAUCACAUAGGUAAGAUAUGAGAGCUGCAGGAGGACUUUGGUAAUUGAAGGCAACCAAUUUUGUUUCUGCUUUAAAAUACUUAAAUAUGAAGCCGCCUUAUAGAGAGUCAGAUUAUUGGCACAUCUACCAAAGUACUUGCAGUGGCUCUCAAAUAUCAUUAAUGGGGAGGUUUUCCCCAGCCCUGCUAUACGAUAUUCUUUUAAGCCGGAGAUGCCAGGGAUUGAACCUUGGACUUUUGGGCCAUGCAGACCUUAUUGCUUCUGCUACUAUGUGCUACACUAUGGUAUAUUUAUAAUUUGUCAGAAAUACAUCAGCCAAGAAGCUGUCAUGGGGAUUGUAAAUUCUUAAAGAGUUCCUUGGUUUCCGUAAGUUCAGUAUCCUAAAUGCUUGCUUAAUAAACCAAUUUUUAAAAUAGCUCAGAUAGGGGUAUACAUACAUAUGAUUUCACUUUUAGUCCUUUGCAUAGUACUUCUAUAUUUAUAAAGCAAUGUUUUGAAGCAAUCCCAAGUUUAAGGGAAAGUAUUUUUGUAAGUGUUGCAGUUUAAGUCCAAGAAAUCCUUUUCACAUAAGUUUAAAAUGCAUUUCUGCUUUGGCUUGAAUGAUUUGUCUGAAAAGAAGACACUAAUGAAAAGUGCACCUUGGUGAAGUUCAUCCAAGCCAUCAGUGUUAUAGCAUGUGCUGUGAUCAGAACUGAAGUGAUAUAUUGGAAGAAAUUCAACCAUAGGACUAACCUUGUGACCCCAGAAGAAACUUGUAAAGGCUGCAGCAGGUUUACUUACUAUUGUUGCCUUUUCUUGUGGUGUUUCAGCGUAGAGCACUCCCAAGGAAAUACUUCUGCUUUUGUAUUUGCUUUGUACUGUUGGUGCCUUAGUCAUGUACCCCAAACAUCCCGCACAGCUAAUUUUAGUUAAUGGUAAGAUUUAAAACCUAAAACAAAAGCAAAAUUUUAUAAAGGUUUUCUGUAUGUUGUUACAUUAUAACAACUAAACGUUUAUAUCGUGUGACAGAUUUGUGAUUUGUUUAUUAUAAUAUGUAUAGAAUGACUGUGAGUAGAAAAGGUUUAUAUUUCAUCUUCUGUUGAUGUAAACGUAUAUACUUUUUUUUUAAUUAAAUGUCUUUUUAGUAUAUGCCAUCUGAUUCUUGUACAAACAAAUGUGAAUAAAUCAUUAAAUUGUGAUCCUGGAUUACCAAAGUAAGAAA
Messenger RNA from Zootoca vivipara (common lizard), 6071 nucleotides. It is a transcript of the gene MAPK1, whose product is annotated as mitogen-activated protein kinase 1. Gene Ontology annotation, biological process: protein phosphorylation. The record is from RefSeq and is a predicted model, not a curated record. Lineage: Eukaryota; Metazoa; Chordata; Lepidosauria; Squamata; Lacertidae. Gene Ontology annotation, molecular function: ATP binding; MAP kinase activity.